GGCAUAAGUAUCCAUGAAACCAAACAGACCCUCUUCUUCUUCUAAACAACUGUGAAACAUAAUUAAGGUUUUACAAUUAAAUUGAAAACCACACAGAAUUACAGAGAUCGAUCUGUCAUCGGAGAUUAUCCAACGCCAUGAACUCAAACAGCAUCUCUCAGCCAAACAAACCGUUACCAGCAGAAUCAGUACCCUUAUUUCAAGAAGGUCUUUUUUUAACUCUCUCUCGCUGGUCAGCUCUCCAACUCGCCGUUGAAAACGAGUGGGCCGGUAAAGGUUCGCUCCAGUUAGCCGAUCAGCUCCGGUCCGAGGUCUUUUUCUGGUUCACUCAGUCUAAUGAGGCGCUUUAUAUUGAUGAUUUAGAGGAUCUACUGGAAAAAGGAAUGGAUACUCUCAAUGUCGAGGUUGAGGAUGGCAGCGUUGAGGAGGUAGCAGAAAAACUAAUGAUUAUGCAUGAAGAGUGUUUGGAAGGUAACUAUCACUCAAUUGAAAAGUUAAGGCAAGCAGGUCCUACUACGGGAGCUCAUCAACACAUCAGACAGGCAAAUGAUGACGAUGAUGACGACGGCGAGGAUGAUGAUGAGGAUAAUGAGAAUAGCAUGGGUGAUAAUACAUCAAAUAUGAUAGUGGAUGCGUCUAAUCAUGUGGGCAUGCAGAUCAACGAGUCAAGUCGCCAGGAGGCGCAAGGAGAAGAUGGCUGGGAGGUGGUUUUGUCUAAGAAAAAUCGGGGUAGGAGGAGUUAGGUAUAGCAUCCUUUAUUUGAUAUAAUUAUUUAAUCAUUUCUUUUAGGCCAUCCCUUCUUCUCCUUGCUGCUUCAGUAUAUGUACAUGCCAAUGACAUUUGCCUCCUGAGAUUUUGCCUCCUGAGAUUUUGCCUUGUUCGAACAUAGUAUUGGCUAUACGGCUACAUGAGAUAAUAGCUCAGUAUUUAAUGUUUUGGGCACUUGAGAACCUAGCAAUUUUGCUUCGUUAUUUGUAACCUUGUAAAAAGAAAAAUGUUUCCUAUUUUCCAGUUCAUGCAAGAAACACAUUCUUUUA
Messenger RNA from Mercurialis annua (annual mercury), 1037 nucleotides. RefSeq lists its product as uncharacterized. The transcript has 4 exons. The record is from RefSeq and is a predicted model, not a curated record. Gene Ontology annotation, biological process: maturation of SSU-rRNA from tricistronic rRNA transcript (SSU-rRNA, 5.8S rRNA, LSU-rRNA). NCBI's taxonomy places the organism in Eukaryota, Viridiplantae, Streptophyta, Magnoliopsida, Malpighiales, Euphorbiaceae. The coding region runs from base 138 to 743 and encodes 201 amino acids. Gene Ontology annotation, cellular component: nucleus.